Molecule: messenger RNA, 819 nt
Organism: Linum tenue
Lineage: Eukaryota; Viridiplantae; Streptophyta; Magnoliopsida; Malpighiales; Linaceae
Source: the annotation of a GenBank genome assembly
AUGGACUACCUCAGAAGUGAGUGGAUACCAUGCGCGGAAAGGUGGGCUCAUUGCUACACCAAUCGUGUCUUCCAUAUUGGUAACACAAGCACAAAUAGGGUAGAGUCAAUGCAUUCCUCUUUGAAGAAAUGGCUUGCCACUUCGACCCACAAGAUCGAUACACUCUUCCUCAGAUUUCAUACAUCCGUCGAGGGAAGAGUGAUUGAAUUGAAGAAGGACUUAGAGGCAUCACUUUCCAAGGUAUUUGCAUUAGCCUAUGGACCAGCAUAUGGAAACUUGAAUAAAGAAGUAAGCUUGUGGGCGAUUAAGUUGAUGAUGGAAGAACGAGGGAGAGAAAUCGUUCGGCGAUGUGGAUGUCGGCUACCUGAGACACAUGGUCUACCAUGUAAAUGUAAGAUGGAUGAAUAUAGUGUUGUCGGCAUAGAGUUGUAUCCCUACCACUUGCAUCGAUUCUGUUCAUCUUUAGUGUAUGAGAGUCCUCCCGAUCGUGCCGAAUGGGAAGACCAUGAUGCCAUUGAGCGUAACAUUUUUACAGCAAUGGUGGAGGAUGUGUACAAACAAGGGCCAUCUGCUAUUCGGAAGGCAACUCAGAUACUACGACCCCAUAUUCAUCCUCAAGUUGAAGGCCUACAAGAGCCUAGGGAGUCAGAUGCUCAAAGGGGACGACCACCUAAGAGGACCAACGCCAGAGAUCCUUCUUCGUUUGAGCAUGAGAGGGCAAGGUCAGCAAAGAGGAGCAAAAAAAAAAAAAAAAUCAGAGCCCGAGGACACCUAGGAGCAAAACCCCCGCAGGUUAGCAUCAUUUUAAUAUUUUUGUGA